AUGAGACCUAAAGCGAAGCGACUGAUCAACGGCGGUGGCCAUGGAAGAGCCUCCAAGGGCGCCAACACUUCGGCCUGUAAUGUCGAGAAAGACUUUGAAGAGGACUUUCACGAAGAUGUAGGCCAUCAGAUCAUUGAUGACAUUUACAUGCCACCACCUCCCAAGCAUCCAAACCUGACCGGCAACCAGUUAGGAGAACGACUGAUCAUUGUCGAUAUUGAAAUUACCAACUUCAAAUCGUAUGGCGGGACGGUGGUUCUGGGACCUUUCCACAAGGCUUUCAAUUCAAUCGUCGGUCCCAAUGGCAGUGGCAAGUCGAAUGUCAUCGACUCGAUGUUGUUUGUUUUCGGAUACAGAGCUUCAAAGAUCCGCUCCGCCAAAAUCUCCAACAUUAUUCACUACUCUGACACAAUGCCAAACUGCACCUAUGCCAAGGUGCAGGUUAACUUUGCCAUGCUCAACGACAAGGGCGGCCUUGACCACGAAAUCAUUCCCAACUCCAAUUUCUCCAUCUCUCGAGUUGUCGAGAAGAACAACAAUUCCUACUAUAUGAUCGACGGUUCUCGUGUCGGCUUCCGCGAUGUCUCAAAGAAACUGGAAGAGUUUGCCAUUGACUUGCGCUACAACCGUUUUCUCAUUCUCCAAGGCGAAGUGGAGCAAAUUUCACUCAUGAAACCAAAGGGCGAAAAUGAAGGCGACACGGGCAUGUUGGAGUUUCUCGAGGACAUCAUUGGCACCAGUCGCUACAAACUGCCAAUCAAGCAGCUGAAUGACAAGUACUACGCUUUGAAUGAGGAGCGCACAGUGUACGUGAAUCGUGUCAACCUCUGUCAGAAGGAGCUCAAAACCGUUUCUGAACUAAAAGACGAAGCGGUGAAGGCGCUUGAGAUGCAGAACAAAAUUUUCAUUGAAAAGUCCAAAAUAUACCAGCUCCACAUUCACGAGGAGUCUUGCCUACUGGAGGCUGAUGAGGCCGAGUUUGCCCAGGAGCAGGCAAAGUUGGACUGCCUCGACGAACGUCUUAAAGAGGCUAAUAAGCAGUGUGAAGAACUCGAGGCCCAGGAGAAGGAAAAGGCAGGCGAGUGGUUAAAGAUGAAGGAAGAUCGGGAUAAGCUGAAGGCGACGUGGGAGGAAUGCAAUCAGAAGGACUACUACCUCCAUAAAAAGGGAAAGGCCACCAAGAAGGACAUAAAAAAGUUGUCCACGCAGAUUGAAGCGGACGAGGCCAAGCUGGAGGAGUUGAAAAGGGCGGCGGAGGAGAACAACGAUGACACGGAGACGAAUCGUCUGGAGGCGGAACGCGCCAAGCUGGAGAAGGAACAGGAGAAGAUCGACGAGCAGCUGAAAGAGGGGACGCAGGCGGCGCAGGAGGAGUGCGCCGACCUCAUCACCGAACGCGAUGCCCUCGACGGGAAGCUGACGCAGUUCAAGGAGGAGACGAGUGGAAAGAAGAAGGCCCGAGACGAGGCGGAGAACAAUCUGAUGGUGCUCACCGUCCAGCGCGACAAGGCGAAGACCAAGGUGACCGGACUGGAGACGAAGCUGAAGCACCUGAACGACGAGACGGAGGAAAAGCGGGCCAAGGUGGCCAGGUUUGAGGAGGAGCUGCCCAGGCAGAGGGCACGUAUUGCGGAGAAGACGGCGGUCGUCGGCGAGCUGGAGCGCGAGCACCAGCAGCUGGAGACGCAGCUGAGGACGAAGCGCGGCGAGCUGCAGACGCUGGUCAGCGAGAAGGACAGCGCAGUGUCGGGCGACAAGGUGCACAAGGCGCUGAUGGAGGAGAUGCGACAGGGCCGCCUGCAGGGCAUCUUCGGCAAGCUGGGCGCUCUGGGCGCCAUUGACGAGAAGUACGACGUAGCGGCGUCCACCGCCUCCGGCCGCCUGCGCAACUACGUGGUUGACACGAGCGAGAACGCCAAGGCGGCGAAUCGUUUCCUGAAGGAGUUCAACCGAAACCGCACCAACACGGCGGUCGUCGGCGAGCUGGAGCGCGAGCACCAGCAGCUGGAGACGCAGCUGAGGACGAAGCGCGGCGAGCUGCAGACGCUGGUCAGCGAGAAGGACAGCGCAGUGUCGGGCGACAAGGUGCACAAGGCGCUGAUGGAGGAGAUGCGACAGGGCCGCCUGCAGGGCAUCUUCGGCAAGCUGGGCGCUCUGGGCGCCAUUGACGAGAAGUACGACGUAGCGGCGUCCACCGCCUCCGGCCGCCUGCGCAACUACGUGGUGGACACGAGCGAGAACGCCAAGGCGGCGAAUCGUUUCCUGAAGGAGUUCAACCGAAACCGCGCCAACGCCGGCUCUGUCACCUUCAUCAUUCUCGACAAGCUGGGCGACUGGACGCGAAACUACCGCAGCACGCGCCAGUACCCGGAGGGAGUGCCGCGCAUCUUCGACCUGAUUCGCGUCAACGACCAGCGCUUCCUGCCCGCCUUCUACUUUGCCUUCCGCGACACGCUGGUGGCGGACGACCUGGAGCAGGCCUCUCGAAUUGGCCACAGUGCCGAACGGCAUCGGGUGAUCUCACUGAAGGGCGAACUCAUUGAAACCGACGGAUCAAUCUCCGGCGGUGGGCGGCCGUGCUCCGGUGCGAUCGGCACCACCGUUCAGCAGGAGACGGCCUUCGACCAGCAGCGCAUCAAUGACCUGGAGGCGGAGAUGGAGGAGCUCAGUCAGCUGAAGGGCCAACUGGAGCCGAAGAUCGACACUGCCCGACGAGAGCUGAACCAGCUGAAGAAUGACCUGAAGGUGAUUGAGGACAACUUUGCCAUUCUCAAUCAGGACAUUCAGCAGAAUGUGAGUCGAAUCGAGCAGACGGCGGAGAACCUGCGCAAUGCCAAGGCGGAGAUGGAGCGCUUCGAGAACAGCCCGGAGAUUGAACGGGCGGAGGCAGUCUACCAGGAGAAGAGGGAAAUCUAUGAGCGGGAAGAGGCGAAGAUGGCCACGGAGAAGGAGAAGCUGGACGAGCUGAAUGAGGAGAUCAACACCAAGCUAAUCACACAGCUUGAGCCCUUUAAGAAGCAGAAGAAGGCGCUGGAGAAAAAGAUGAAGGAGCUGGUCGCCAAAAUCAACUCAAUUGCCUCGGAUCGGAAGAACUGCGAGUUGCAGUUGAAGAAGCUGGAGGAUGACCUGGAGACGAGCCGGGCGACCAUUGCCCAGCAGAAAGAGGAGCUAGAGAAGAUUGAGGAGGAAAAGACGAAGGUCACCGAAGCGGGUGUCGAGGCGAACAACCUCUACGAGCAGGCGAUGAAGGACGUCGAGGAGUUGGGAAAGACGCUUGAGCAGAUGCGGAAAAAGGCCAAACACCUGGAGGAGGCGAUGAAGAAGGCGAACAGUGAAAUGGUCGAUGUCGGACAUGAACUUGAUAAGAAGCAGAAGGUGCUUGAUGAGAAGCGGAAGAAGAAAAAUGAGUACUGUGCACGACUGGCGGAUAUUGUGCUCAAUCAAAUUGAUCUCGAUUCAGACGAUGAAAAUGAAGAGGAUGACGAAGAGGAGGAUGAGGAGGAUGAGGGCGAAGAUGGCGAGGGAACGGAAAAGGCCAUUGCGGCAAAUGGAGAAGCAACGCCAACGGAAAAUGGAGUCGACGGAGAGCAGCAGCAGCAGUCGAAUGGCGAUGCUAUGGACGUGGACCAGGAGAUCGGCGCUGCCAAUGGUGACAUUGCCGAUUCGGACGCUCAAACCGAUCAAGUGAACCCUGCUGAUUCCUCAAACGAUAAGGAGAAUGGAGGUAAACAGAAGGGGAAAAAGAAGACCAGAAAGGAGAGGCCACUGGCGGUCAUUCCAAAGCUGAGUGCAGAGGAGCUAGAUGAACUGAACGUCGACUCGGUCCGCGCAAAGAUCAAGCGACUGGAGAGCGAGUUUAGUAAGCUCAAUCCAAACUACGCCGCCAUUGAGGACUACAAACGCGCCAGAGAGGACUUCAGGGCAAAGUCGACUGACCUAGAGAAUGCCACCAGCCGCCGUGACCUCUACAUGGAGCACAUGAAGCAGACGAAGGAGAUGCGCCUGAAGGAGUUCAAAACGGGCUACCACUCGAUUGCCCACAAGCUGAAGGAGCUCUACCGGACGAUCACGCUGGGCGGCGACGCCGACCUGGAAUUUGUAGACUCGCUGGACCCCUUCUCCGAGGGCAUCAACUUUGCCGUGCGCCCCAACAAGAAGAGCUGGAAGAACAACAUCAAUUUGAGUGGUGGCGAGAAAACGCUCUCCUCGCUGGCGCUCAUCUUUGCCCUGCACUACUACAAGCCCUCGCCGCUCUACAUCAUGGAUGAGAUCGACGCGGCGCUCGACUUUAAGAACGUCUCCAUCAUUGCCAAUUACAUUAAGCAGCGCACGCGGAACACCCAGUUUCUCAUCAUCUCACUGCGCAGCAACAUGUACGAACAGGCGGAGAUGCUCAUCGGCGUCUACAAGACCUUCAGCGUCAGCAAGACGCUCGCCCUCGACCCGGGCGCCUAUGAGCACCGGCAGAAGUACCACGGCACGCAGUCCACCUUCUCCUCGCAGCCCACGUACUCCUCACAGCCGCCCACCGGCAGCUCGCAGCAGCAGCAGUCGCAGCAAUCUCAGCAGUCUGUCAACAACUCCUCAAAGACUGAGAAAAAGCCGCCGCCGCCGCCACCUUCAGCUACACUGUCCUCCUCUCAGGCAAGCUCUGUCGACCCACAGCCGCCGCCUAAAGAUGCGCCAUUUUCGCCGCCUGCGAGGGCACCUCCAAUCGCCAAGGAAGUGCCGGCCUCGCAGCCAUCACUACCACAACCAUCACCACCACCAUUAUCACCCCCAUCACCGCCAUCGCCACCUUUACGCCAGGAUCCAGAAUCUUCGUACAACUCUGAGGAAGAUGGUGAUCUGAUGGAUCUCACUUAG
Rhagoletis zephyria (snowberry fruit fly) is the source of this 4866-nucleotide messenger RNA. The record is from RefSeq and is a predicted model, not a curated record. Lineage: Eukaryota; Metazoa; Arthropoda; Insecta; Diptera; Tephritidae.